CUCUUCCCCUGGAAAGUGAGAGAAACAAGAAACCAACAUAUCAGUCUUAAAAGGCAAGGAAGAAACCAACCCAGAGAAGCAAAAUCUUCGCAUAGAAAUGUUACAAAACCAGAAAGUCUUGCAUUCUUCUUCACAAAUCCUUCCUCCAGCACCAUCAACAAUCACUCCUCAACUCCAGAAUUUUCCUACUUCCACACCUCUUCCCAGCCUUAAACAUAACUGCAAAUUGUCACGCCGGGAGCUUGCAAUUUCUGGCAAUUCGUCUUUGCUUCUUCUUUUGGGCACUCAGAUUCUGGAACCAUUCAACCUGUCCAAGGUGCGAGCUGAAGAAGAGAAUUUGAAUGAUACUAGUCUUGGCUGUACUAACAAAGUUCCAACAAAGAAAGCUUUUCUUGAUGUAUCGAUUGAUGGAAAACCCGUUGGUCGCAUUGUCGUUGGGUUAUAUGGAGAAACCGCUCCGGCAGGAGCUGCAAGGUUUAGUAGUCUUGUUAGCGGAACUGCUGGCAUUAGCUACAGAAGAAAAGAGUUCGUCAAAAUCAUGCCAAAUUAUGUGCAGCAUGGCGGGGUAAGAUCAUAUGGAGUGGACGCUGAGCUAGCGCAGAAAACAGGAAGCAAUCUGGCAAUUGAUAAUCUCAUAGAAGAAUGGGAGAAAGACUAUGUCAAGUGUUCGGGGACUAAGAACUUGGCCGGAACUGUCAGCAUUAUAGUCAGAGACCCUUUGAAGCCGCCUCCAAAGCUGAAGUUAGUCGCCCGGAAAGGCAAGCUGGAGAUUGAUCAAGAGGAGGUUGGUAAGGAUCCAAAUGGGACAGAGUUUGUGAUUUCCACCAAGGAUUCGCCAGAGCUGAAUGUCUCAGCUCUGGUUGUCGGAAAGGUCUUGGAAGGAAUGCAGGUCGUGGAGAAGAUCGGACAGGUUAAGACUGUGCAAGAGAAUACCAGUUCUCCAUAUUUCAGGGUGGCAAAGCUAAUAGGAGACAAAAGGGCUGUUGUGGCAGAAAGAGGCUUCAACCGCCCCUACUCAAAGGUGGUCAUCACAAAUUGUGGCUUGAUGGCAUAACAACAAUUUGCAAU
Molecule: messenger RNA, 1068 nt
Organism: Pistacia vera
Lineage: Eukaryota; Viridiplantae; Streptophyta; Magnoliopsida; Sapindales; Anacardiaceae
Product: peptidyl-prolyl cis-trans isomerase CYP26-2, chloroplastic
Exons: 2
Coding region: 98-1054 (318 amino acids)
Biological process (GO): protein peptidyl-prolyl isomerization
Cellular component (GO): chloroplast
Molecular function (GO): peptidyl-prolyl cis-trans isomerase activity
Source: RefSeq, a predicted model, not a curated record